UUCAACCUGGAGACGCGUCAGUAGUGAAGGAGGCCGUCAAGAUGGCGGCCGGGCCGCGGGGCUGGGGUGUUUUCCAUCCACCCCGGCUGCUCUCUGUUUCCUUCUCUUCCUUUGCCGCGCUGCUUCUGCUCGGCUCUCCUCCACCAUCUGCUGUCGCUUCUCCUCUCUGUCACCAUCGCGUUCCCAACGCCAAGGAGGUUAUUUACAAAGUUUAUCUUAAGGAAAAUCAUGUUAAGAAGAGACAUGUUAAUGAGCAUCUAAGAAUUAGGACUGUAUAUGACAGAAGUGUUGAGGAAUUACUGCCUGAAAAAAAACACCUUAUAAAGCAUAAACUUUUCCCACAAGCUAUUUCAUAUUUAGAAAACACAUUUCAAGUACGAAAAUCUACUGGUACAGUCUUAUUAAGCAGACAGUGUGUAACAAAUCGAUAUUUAAGGAAGAAGGAUGAUCCCCACAGAUACUGCCAAGGAGCCUGUGCUGAGCAUACAAGGUGUGGUCCUGUUAUAGUUCCUGAGGAGCAUUUGCAGCAAUGUAGGGUUUGUAGUGAAAACGGAAGGUAUUGUGGACCUACAGGACAAGGUGACCAAGAAGGGGUUCGAGAUGCUGACUUCAUUCUAUAUGUUAGUGCCCUCACUACUGAGAAGUGUGGCCAAGACAAUAUUAUUGCAUAUGCUGCACACUGCCAGCUUGAAGCAGACAUGGACAGACCAAUUGCAGGCUAUGCUAAUCUCUGUCCAAGUAUGAUUUCAAUCCAAGCUCAAGAGUUUGUUGGUAUGCUGUCUACAGUGAAACAUGAAAUCAUUCAUGCUUUGGGUUUCUCUGCUGGUUUAUUUGCAUUUUAUCAUGAUGAUGAUGGAAAUCCUUUGACUGCCAGAUAUGCAAAUGGACUGCCACCAUUUAAUGAAAGCCUUGGUAUAUAUCAAUGGAGUAGCAAUGUUGUACGUCACGCUGUAAGAUUAUGGGAUGUGCGGGGCAACAGAAUUCUUCGUCACCAUGUAUUUCUUCUGAUAACUCCUAAAGUAGUUGCGGAGGCCCGAAAACAUUUUGAUUGUCCAAUCCUAGAAGGCAUGGAACUUGAAAAUCAAGGUGGCAUGGGCACAGAGCUCAAUCACUGGGAGAAGCGGUUAUUGGAGAAUGAAGCAAUGACUGGAUCACACACCCAGAACAGGGUCUUUUCACGUAUCACUUUGGCAUUAAUGGAGGAUACUGGCUGGUAUAAAGCCAAUUAUAGCAUGGCAGAACAACUAGUCUGGGGCCGAGGUAAAGGCUGUGAUUUUGUGAUGAAAAGCUGCAAAUUUUGGAUUGACCGCAGGCGAAGAAAGAAAGAAGUAGUGGACCCUUAUUGUGAUACUCUGCGGAGUAAUCCAUUGCAGCUAACUUGCAGGCAGGACCACAGAGCUGUAGCAGUGUGCAAUUUACAGAAAUUCCCUCAGCAGCUUCCUCAGGAAUAUCAGUACUUUGACAGUUUGUACGGAGUAUCCUCAGAAGAUCUGCCAUAUUAUGGUGGGUCAGUUGAAAUUGCUGACUACUGUCCUUUCAGUCAGGAAUUUAGCUGGCACUUAAGUGGUGAAUUUCAGCGCAGUUCAGAUUGUAGAAUAUUGGAGAAUCAACCAGAUCCUUUCAAAAAUUAUGGUGCAGAAAAAUAUGGACCAAAUUCUAUUUGUCUCAUUCAGAAAUCAGCUUUUGUUAUGGAGCAAUGCAGGAAGAAACUCAGUUAUCCUGACUGGGGUAGUGGAUGCUACCAGGUUUCCUGUACUCCCCGUGGGCUGAUUGUUUGGGUCAAGGACGCGGCAUAUUUGUGCAGUCACUCAGGCCAAAUUCUGACAGUGAACAUUCAGAUGAAUGGAUGGGUUCAUGUCGGGAACCUAAUUUGCCCAACAUGCUCAGAUUUCUGUGAUUUUUGUCCACCUGAGCAGGAUCCCCCUCCAGUUGCUAAUUUAACAAGAGUUGCAUCUAUAGAUUUGUGUUCCUGUUCUCCCAGCCUGGUAGUAACUCUAUGGCUAUUGAUGGUGAACUUGCUUCCACUACUAGCAGGAUUCCUUCUGUGUGCAUGGAGUUAAAACACACUGCCAGCUCACCCUUGCAGCCAUUGUCCAUGCAUAUAGAGUAUGCUGUACCUAAAUACAACUUGAAGGCAGCUACCUGGAAGAGCAGUCAUAUCUCUGCCUUGGGGCAGGUAGCCCAGCUGAUUGCAAACUGGAAGGUGCUGGACAACAUCUUCUAGACCAAGAGAGGCAAAGUUUACAACUUCAUUUCAAUAAGUGCCAGUGUUAACUAAAAGUUUAAUAUUCGCAUUGGUAACAAAUUUGGGGUACAGAUUUGUCAAUAUUAUGUCAUCUGUUGCCACUGGUUUGCAGCACUUCUGUUAUGCACAAUUCUCUGUGAGACUAGUAGUAGGAGUUUUGGUAUCCUUAGACAGAGAUAUACCUCAGUUUCCUGUAGUCAGAAGCCAUGAGACUCAUUUGCCAUUGCUGCUAAUAAUUUAAGUCUAAUAGUGCUUUAUGGAGUUAAACAAAAAGCUAACCUUUGGUACCAAUUUGGGAUAUCUUCAGAGCUGUUCUGUACCGUGGUAAUUUGACAAUAUUUUUCCUGUCAAGUCUCUGUUGCUGCAAUUACAAUGGAACAUCUCAAUAGAUGCACACCAUGCACUUUUGAUAUAUCUAAAUAAUGAAAUCUUGAGUAUUUUUCACUCCACAUGGAAGAAUGCUAAGUCAAAAUGUUCUGUCAUAAUUCCUAAUUUAUUGACUACAAUCCUAGGCAUUUUUGCUUAGAAUUGAACUUUCGUUCGAGUAAACAUCCCUUAGAUGAGGCUACAUGUAUUUCAUUUCUCAGAAGGCAUUUUGAAGAAAUUCAGUUGAUGUUCAUUUGAGGGCAUUAUUGUUACCCUCAGGCUGCUCCAAAAUUCAGUAAUAUUCAAGCAUACAGAUUUCCUUCACUUAACUCUCAGCUUGACUGGCAAAAAGGUCUGAAAUUAUAACAAAUCUCAUAAAUUUUGCAAGUGAUAUUUUAUGACAAAUCUCAUAAAUAAGUUGGAGAUGACAAGAUUUUAGAGAGAAGUAAUGGUAAGAGCAAGUGAACAAAUAUCACAGGUAUAUUGAUUCUUUUGGGGCCAAACAGUGAAUUUAAUUACCAAGGAACCUUGUUUUGUUGUUCAUGGAUAAAAGAACAACUGAACUUAAUUAUGCUGGAUGUAUGAAAAUAUUAUAUGCUUCUUAGAGCAUGCAGGUUAGUGGCUAUGCCACCAUUUAAUGUGGUUAUAUGAGUCACUGAGCAAUUUGACAGAUGAAGAAUCAGUUCCCUAGAUGAUGGAGAAACCUCAGGGACCAUAGUUACAAUUUCUUCCUCCACUUUAAUGGAACAAAUUAGUCUUUAGACUGGUGGAAUUGUAUCUAGUCCUGUUAUUCUGAUGCACUGAAAGCUGUAAUUGUUAGGAAUGCUGGAGUAUCAGUCUCCCUUUAAAAAACUAUUUUUUAAUCUGAAUCCUUUAUCUUAGUUCUCCCUGUGUACAGCAGAAGCAGGGUUAACAGUGUGGUGGCAUUCGAACUUUCAAUAGAGUAUGAAUAUUUUUUUCUAUUAAUGAAGAGAAUACC
Messenger RNA from Pogona vitticeps (central bearded dragon), 3590 nucleotides. It is a transcript of the gene LMLN, whose product is annotated as leishmanolysin like peptidase. Gene Ontology annotation, biological process: cell adhesion; proteolysis. Gene Ontology annotation, molecular function: metalloendopeptidase activity. NCBI's taxonomy places the organism in Eukaryota, Metazoa, Chordata, Lepidosauria, Squamata, Agamidae. Gene Ontology annotation, cellular component: membrane; cytoplasm. The record is from RefSeq and is a predicted model, not a curated record.